Messenger RNA from Spodoptera litura, 1409 nucleotides. Its product is annotated as TWIK-related acid-sensitive K[+] channel 7. Gene Ontology annotation, cellular component: plasma membrane. Gene Ontology annotation, molecular function: potassium ion leak channel activity; outward rectifier potassium channel activity. Gene Ontology annotation, biological process: potassium ion transmembrane transport; stabilization of membrane potential. Lineage: Eukaryota; Metazoa; Arthropoda; Insecta; Lepidoptera; Noctuidae. The record is from RefSeq and is a predicted model, not a curated record.
UUUACCUGUAAUAAAAUAUUUUGUAUGAAUGGUUUAUGUUAAUAAAUUAAUUUCAAUUUUAAAUGCCUUAAUGUUGUUUUAAGAUAGUGAAGGGGGUUUUUAAUGCUUUAAUUUAGUGAUAAGUGUCUUAUGAAACAACAUGGUGCGAGUCUGAACGAUAUAAUUUUUUGCGAGCGAUUGGAAAUUAUUUACUGUGAUUAUGAAGCGACAAAACGUCCGAACACUAUCCCUUGUGGUCUGCACAUUUACAUAUUUGUUGAUUGGCGCUGCAGUAUUCGAUGCUUUGGAGUCCGAAACGGAGAGUAAACGGUGGGAAGUACUAUCUGAUAUGAGAAAUGGCUUAAUACGUAGAUAUAACAUAACACCGGAAGACUACCACAUGAUCGAGAUUGUUAUCAUUGAGAACAAACCACACAAAGCUGGGCCACAGUGGAAGUUUGCUGGAGCCUUCUAUUUCGCUACCGUUGUGCUGGCUAUGAUCGGUUACGGGCAUUCUACACCUGUCACUUAUGGAGGGAAAGCCUUUUGUAUGGCUUAUGCUAUGGUGGGUAUUCCCCUAGGCCUGGUGAUGUUCCAGAGUAUAGGUGAACGUCUGAACAAGUUCGCGUCUGUGGUGAUACGUCGAGCUAAGUGUUACCUUCGAUGUAACACUACGGAGGCUACAGAGAUGAACCUUAUGUUUGCUACUGGAAUGCUCUCGUCUAUUAUUAUAACUACAGGUGCCGCUGUAUUUUCCCGCUACGAGGGCUGGAGCUACUUCGACAGUUUCUAUUAUUGUUUUGUUACACUUACUACAAUCGGAUUCGGGGAUUACGUUGCUUUACAGAAUGAUCAAGCCCUGACCAGCAAGCCUGGCUACGUGGCUCUGAGCUUAGUGUUCAUACUCUUUGGACUGGCCGUAGUCGCCGCCAGUAUCAACUUAUUAGUACUACGGUUCAUGACUAUGCAAGCUGAAGACGCAGCCCGUGACGAAGAAGAUAAAGAUGGUUCCAGGACUCUCCUGCCAAUAGAUGAACAUCCUAUAAUGGGCAGACAGAGAUCUCAUGAUGAUCAAGCAUCGGUAUGUUCAUGUAACUGCCUGGGCAACAAGCAGUGCGAGGGGGGCGCGCUGCUGGCCGCGCCGCGCGCGCACCGCCUGCACCGCCGCGGGUCGCUCGCACUCACUCCCGAACUUAUUGAGAGGGCUUCCGUCUAAAUGUAAGUCACCACUUAUGAUGUAUCGAUGUUAAAGAAAAGAUGGAGGAAAGAAGAUACAAUAAAUAUGGAAUAGUGAAUGAAAAGUGUGGUUACAUUGUUCUUUGCCGUAGGGUAGUCCGUCAGUUAGAUUAUGAAAAAAUAUUAGACACAUAUUUUUUAUUAUGUCGUAUAAGAAAACUAUACUACGAUAAAGUCGCAAAGAACCUAACGGG